AGCUGCGGGCCGGCGGGCGGGGACCCCCGGGAGGCCUGACUCUACCAGCUCCCCAGUACCUCCUGGCACAGUUCGGGCAGUCUCUGCGCGGGGAGCCUCCGUGGCCGGAGUCCAGUUUUCGGGAAUCACUCUGCCGGGUCCUGCCUCAGCUGAAGGAAUGGCCUGCACCGCGGCUGAAACGGAGAAGCCGGAAGAUCACAAUGACUUGGUACAGCUUUGCAACCCCCAUGUAGCCGCAAUGAAGGAAGACGUCCUCUACCACCUCGGCCUCAGCACCAGCACGCACGAUUUCCCAGCUAUGUUUGGAGACGUGAAGUUUGUGUGUAUGGGAGGAAGCCCUUCCCGGAUGAAGGCCUUCAUCAAGUACGUGGCUGUGGAGCUGGGCUUCGCCCCCGCGGGUGCUGACUACCCCAACAUCUGUGAGGGCACCGACCGCUAUGCCAUGUUCAAAGUGGGGCCAGUGCUGUCCGUCAGCCACGGGAUGGGCGUCCCCUCCAUCGCUAUCUUGCUGCAUGAGCUCAUCAAGCUGCUGUACCACGCUCGCUGCUCCGGCGUCACCCUCAUCCGCAUCGGCACUUCCGGUGGGAUAGGUCUGAAGCCCGGCUCUGUGGUGAUCACCCGGCAGGCGGUGGACCCAUGCUUUAAGCCGGAGUUCGAGCAGAUUGUCCUGGGGAAGCGAGAGGUCCGGACCACGGACCUGGACGAGCAGCUGGUACAGGAGCUGCUGCGCUGCUCCGAGGACCUGGGCGAGUUCCCCACAGUCGUGGGCAACACGAUGUGCACCUUGGACUUCUACGAGGGGCAAGGCCGCCUGGACGGGGCGCUCUGCUCCUACACCGCAAAGGAUAAGCAGGAGUACCUGCAGGCAGCCUACGCGGCCGGCAUCCGCAACAUCGAGAUGGAGGCGACGGUCUUCGCCGCCAUGUGCAACGCCUGCGGCCUCCGAGCGGCCGUGGUGUGCGUCACCCUCCUCAACCGCCUGGAAGGAGACCAGAUCAGCAGCCCCCACGAGGUGCUGGCCGAGUACCAGCAGCGGCCCCAGCGGCUAGUAGGCCAGUUCAUCAAGAAGCGCCUGAUGUAGGCCUGACACCCCAACAUCUAUCUAGAGGGCAUUUGUGGUUCCUGCAAAUAAAAUCAUUGCCACA
Molecule: messenger RNA, 1145 nt
Organism: Cervus elaphus (red deer)
Lineage: Eukaryota; Metazoa; Chordata; Mammalia; Artiodactyla; Cervidae
Gene: UPP1
Product: uridine phosphorylase 1
Exons: 8
Coding region: 158-1081 (307 amino acids)
Biological process (GO): nucleotide catabolic process; uridine catabolic process
Cellular component (GO): cytosol; cytoplasm
Molecular function (GO): uridine phosphorylase activity
Source: RefSeq, a predicted model, not a curated record